Branchiostoma belcheri (Belcher's lancelet) is the source of this 3216-nucleotide messenger RNA. Its product is annotated as kelch-like protein 21. The coding region runs from base 141 to 2114 and encodes 657 amino acids. Lineage: Eukaryota; Metazoa; Chordata; Leptocardii; Amphioxiformes; Branchiostomatidae. The record is from RefSeq and is a predicted model, not a curated record. Gene Ontology annotation, molecular function: protein binding. The transcript has 5 exons.
ACUUUCUGUCCAUUGCAGACGACGAAAAAAAAAAUUAUGAGAGACGUGCAAGUGAUACAAAGUUGAAUACAGACGUGGACUCUUGCUAGUCUUGGUGCUUGACCAGGGCUUGACGUACGGUGAGACAGUACAGAGCCACUAUGUUGCGACUAGAGGACACCACAAGUCAGGCCGAAAGGCUUCUACAGACACUUCAGGACAUGAGACAGAAGGAGGAACUAACAGACGUCAUACUGGAGGUGGAAGGACGCAGUUUCCCCUGUCAUCGUAACGUCCUGGCAGCCAACAGUCCCUACUUCUCAGCCAUGUUUGCGGGAGGUCUGGCAGAGUCCAAACAGGACAGAGUCACCAUCAACGGCAUCAGUCAGCACAUCAUGGGACUCAUACUGGACUACUUCUACACUGGGAUACUGGAGGUAAUUGAAGAUCAAGUCCAAGAGUUGUGUGCAGCAGCAUGCCUCCAUCAGUGCGACCAGAUUCGGGAAGAAUGCUCCAAAUUCCUCCUCACCAAAGUCUGCGAGACCAACUGUGUCGGGAUGUUUGCCUUCUCCGAUAUGUACGGUAUGGAAGACCUGAAGUACAAGAGUCAGAAGUACGUGGAACUACAUUUCAAGACUGUCUGGAACACUCCUGAUUUCCUCCAGCUGCCUCAGUGCCAGAUAGCUGAACUUCUGUCGCUAGACGGGCUGUAUGUAGACAAUGAAGAAACCGUUCUCGAGUCAGCAAAAAGCUGGCUGAAAGAGUCGCAGGAACGAGAACAGUUUGGUCUCGAGAUUCUCAGUUGCAUCCGUUUGCCACACCUCGGCACAGAUGCCUUGAAAAGGGUGAGCGAAUUCCUUGGUGUAGAGCAAGAAUUUGUGGACCUGGAGUUGGAGAGGCAAAGCCUGUGUGAUGUGGAUACUACAGGACAAGCAGAAGGAAUAAACGAAGGGCCAGAUACAGACUCAGACGCAGAAUCAAAUGCUCAGCGAGAAGACACAAGCCACCUUGUCAGCCAGUGGGUACCUCCAGCCUGUAGACCUCGACUUGGAACAAAGUACAAGGAGAUGAUUAUAUUCCAGACAAAGUUGGUCGACUCUGACGGCAACCAUGGCUUCCCUGCUUACGAACCGCGUUCAGGGACCGUGUACGCUCUUAACUCUCAGAGGGUCGGUACAUACAUGCUGAACAACUGGGAGAGUACCGACUACAUCGUCCAUAGCCUGGUAGCUACGCCAAACUGCGACCUGUUUUCGCUGACUUACAUCGACCCGGAGACAUGGGAUCACGGCUUACCGCUACACGUUCACUGUUUAGUUCGUACCAAGGGAAGGAGGCAGCUGUGGCGGUAUCAUGGUUACGCAUUUGAGGAUGAGAACUUUGACCUGAGAUACUCCGCCCUGGCGUACUUGAAUGAACACGUGUACACCGUGAAACUUGGACUGCCGGACGACCGCUCGCAAACCUGGCACUGGCUGUACAGGAAGAGCAUGCAGGACAUGAUUGGUGUGGAAAUCGCCGCGCCAUGGAAACGAAGACACUGGGGGGACCAGUUCUGGGAGAAGUUUGAACAGUUGCCAGCGCAGCGCGUCGGGACGCUUGCAGCAUGUGGCGACCUGCUGUACUUCAUCGGUGACACCGUCUUCUGCAGCUGCGAUCCUGACACAAGAACCGUCACCCCGCUAACCCUCCCACCGGAGCCAAUCAGCAAACUGGACGAACGACCCGUCCUAACCGCGUACAAGGGCUUGCUGUACUUCCUCAAGCACAGGACCACCACGGACCGCCUGCCGACACUACAGAUCUACGAUCCAACCGAAGGCAAGUGGCGGGUAGGACCACGCCUUCCCCUGUUGUCCAACAAAGUCCGUCUCUUCAUCCUACAGUUGGUCGUGUAUGACGGACAGUUGGUCCUCAUCGUAGGGACCAAGGAAGGCUCCUGGAGCAGUCCGGAUGAUUAUUCCUUCCAGAUCUCGUUUUUCAAGUAUGGCGCGCGGUGCUGGGAGCAGGCAGACAUCGACCCUCCACCGAUUGGGAAGUACUUGUCUGAUGAGGUUCUACCUUUCAGUGUGAGCUGUGUAGUGGCCAAACUCAUGCCAGAGUCACUAGAGUCUGGAGAAAGGUUCCUACUGUGAACAAUACAUUAGAAUCUUUCACAGUUCUAUCCAGGUGUUGUUUUUUAAGUAUGGGGUGCGAUGCUAGGAGCAGGCAGACAUCGACCCUCCGCCGAUAGGGAAGUACUUGUCUGAUGAGGUCCUACCUUUCAGUGUGAGCUGUGUAGUGUCCAAACUCAUGCCAGAGUCACUAGAAUCUGGAGAAAGGUUCCUACUGUGAACAAUAGAUUAGAAUCUUUCACAGUUCUCACAGUUCUAUCCAGGUGUUGUUUUUUAAGUAUGGGGUGCGAUGCUGGGAACAGGCAGACAUCAACCCUCCACCAAUAGGGAAGUACUUGUCUGAUGAGGUUCUACCUUUCAGUGUGAGCUGUGUAGUGGCCAAACUCAUGCCAGAGUCACUAGAGUCUGGAGAAAGGUUCCUACUAUGAAUGUUAGAUCAGAACCUCUGGCAAUCACAGUCAAUGGGAAGCAAUUGGCCAUAAGAUGAUUAUGCACUGUGAUAAGUUAUUUUCAUGAUGAUGAUGAAUGUUUUAUUUGGCAUAGAAUGACUUGCAGCCUCUUGUUUGAAUUUAGCCUGAGUGCCAUCCGUUUCGCAACACUGGAGUGAAAGAAGCCCAAGUUAGUCUUAAUUGUAGAUUCAUGACAACUGUUUUUAAGACUCAUUCUAAAGCGUAAUGUUAACAUUUAAGAUUUUUAGGACUAAGUAGAAGGCCAAAAGUGGUGGCUGAAAUCUGUAGACUUGAAAAAAAGUUGAAGGCUAGUUGUUCUAUCAAUGUCUGUGCCAAAAAUGAUAUGAUUCCAUUAUUAGAUAACUACUCUAUUACUAACAUCAGAUUUAAUGACUUCUAGUAUUAGUAUUAAGACAGUAGUAUUCUUGUGUUUAUCUAUUUCAAUUUUUGUUGAUUUUCAAUUUUUUUAUUACUCUUAGGCUUAUGUUAUACAAUGUAUGUAUAAGACUUCUGCUAGGUUAACAUUUCAUGUAAGUAUGUUAUUCUACUUCUGUCAUUCUUUUUACUUGAGUUUUAUCUAGUCAAGUAUACUGUUAGGAACAGUAAUGCAGGAAUUGCUCUCUUAAAUCCUUAUUCUUUAAGGAUGUCUGUAGAUCUACCAGUACAGGGUUUCA